UGUUGUGUUUUAUAUGAAGUUAAAGAAAAGCCAAGUCAGUAAAGAAAAAGUGAAAAUUUGAGGAAGACGUAAAUUGUUUAUAAAAUAGAAGAUAUUGAAGAGUGUUUUUUAUUUAAUUUGAAGAAGCGGAGUACAAGCCUUCAAUUUGUAAAAAAUCAUAAUAUUGCAAAAUGAUAAAUUCUGUCCAAUAUAAUAAUAAGGAGGGCGUACAACUGGGUUCGGAAGGAUCUCCACCAACGGCGCAAUUCCCAACUAGCACGGUAAAAGUAUUGUGCACACAUGAUGGAGUAUUACUACGGAGAGGCAGUGUAGAACACAUAGCAGAUCUGAAUACAAGUGGUUCACUAUCGGUCAUUAGUUAUGAUACACCGCGACGUCUAUAUAUUGAAUGGCGACCAAAUGAUAGCAUCCUUGUUGCCGAUGAUAGUCAGGAUUGGGCAGUAGUGGACACAAUUCCAAGACGUUCGCGCACAAUUUCCGAAUGUAAAGCAUUCAAUAUAAAGGCCACUCCAGAAACGAUAGCAUCGAACAAACCACGUUUAAUACGCACCCUCCUUGAUAAUUUGAGUUCAAUAAUUGUAAAAGACCGUGGCCAAGUAAUAUGCUUUAUUCAGAAAGUCGACAAUAAUGUGAACAGUGAAUUCUUUUUCCAACACGGCAAUGCUGAUCAAUUUUUAAAAUCCAUGUGCGAUCAACACAUAAUUGAACACACAUACAGUAGGUUGGAUGGAAGUGCAGAGUAUGCAGUACUCAAUACGGAAACACAACAAUUAAAACGUACAUUUGCCGAAUUAAACAUCGAGGAUCUAAAGAAUACAGAAUUAAAGAAAGAUAAAGGAUGGGUGAAGAAUACGUGGACUGGUCUACUAGUAACUUUACCUGACAUAGCCUCGGGUGUUAAGGGUAGUGUUCCUAGAAAUUAUACCAUGCGUAAUAAACACAUAGGUAACAAUGAUGAAAUUCGUAGCUGUAACAGCAGUGAGAGCCAGUCACCGGUAGAAGGUGAGCUUGAAAACGUCAAAGAAGAGGAUGAGAAGGUAGUCAAUACAUUGCCAGAUCGUCCAAUGGUUGAGAGAAUUAAGCCGUUAAAUGAAGCACAGUGGUUGGAGUUCCAGUCUGCAGAUGGUCGCAUUUCUGAUGUUUCCGGAAUAAAGAACCUUAUUUUUCAUGGUGGGAUUCACUAUAAUUUACGCGCCGAAGUUUGGAAAUAUCUGCUCAACUAUUACCAAUGGGAUGAAACUGAAGUUGAACGCAUACAACGAUACAAACAAAAGUCUAAAGAAUAUUAUACAAUGAAAGCCCAAUGGCUAUCAAUGACUGCUACACAAGAAGAGCAUUUCAGCGGUUUUCGUGAUCGUAAAUGCCAAAUCGAAAAGGACGUUAAACGUACAGAUCGUACACUGGAAUUCUUCGCUGGUGAAGAUAAUCCAAACUUGAUGGUACUACAAGGCAUACUUAUGACUUAUGUAAUGUACAACUUUGACUUGGGCUACGUCCAGGGUAUGUCUGAUCUGCUAGCACCCAUACUCUCCAUUCAGGGCAAUGAAGUCGAUGCAUUUUGGUGUUUUGUCGGUUUUAUGGAUAUGGUGUUUGCCAAUUUUGACAUGGAUCAGGCUGCAAUGAAAACACAAUUUAACCAAUUACGUCGUUUAGUAGAAUUUUGCAAUCCACGUUUUUUUAAAUAUAUGGUCAUGCAAGAGGCUGACAAUAUGUUCUUUUGCUUUCGCUGGCUGCUUGUUUGGUAUAAACGUGAAUUCUCCAACGACGAUGUGCUGAAGCUGUGGGAGUGCCUUUGGACUGGACUACCCUGUCCCAAUUUCCAUUUAUUCAUAUCAGUGGCCAUAUUAGACCAACAAACCGAUAUAAUUAUCGAAAACAAAUACCAGUUCAAUGAGAUUUUGAAGCACAUCAACGAACUAACGAACCGCAUCGAUGUGAAGCGAACUUUGGAAAUCGCUGAGGCAAUUUAUCUGCAAAUCAAGGCGAUAGAUGACCUGCCUAACGAUAUUCGUCAGAUUAUUGGAGAGCCGAUUUCAGACUCCGAGAAUGGCGAAGAACACUCUGGCACUGGCACUGAUUUUGCCGAUGAAUUAUAUGAAUUGGUACGCAAACCAGAAAACGAAAAGCGAAUGGAAGAGCAAUUCGAAGAAGCGUGUGAACGUUCCAUGUUUCUUAACUACACAUAAACAUUGUGGUUCCUUAAACCACUAUUAUAUAUCAAGUUUAGUUGCUAAAUAUAAUAACGACUCCGUGUUUUUUAAGCAAAACUACCGCAACGAUCAGUUGACAAUGAGUGCCCUUUUUUACAUUGUGUUAUGAGUAAUAUUUUUUCAAUUUUCUAAGGUUAAUUUCGCCUUAAGUUGUAUUCGCGUAAUCGAUGUUAUCAGCAAGUAUAAACAUGUAUAGUGGUUUUUAAGUAACCCAACACGAAA
Molecule: messenger RNA, 2432 nt
Organism: Bactrocera dorsalis (oriental fruit fly)
Lineage: Eukaryota; Metazoa; Arthropoda; Insecta; Diptera; Tephritidae
Gene: Tbc1d15-17
Product: TBC1 domain family member 15
Exons: 4
Coding region: 171-2186 (671 amino acids)
Biological process (GO): activation of GTPase activity
Molecular function (GO): GTPase activator activity
Source: RefSeq, a predicted model, not a curated record